GUUGGACGGUGUGUGCCUGUGGUGUAUGUGGUCUGUUCUGGUCAGCGAGAAUAGUCCUUACAGUAGUAGGUUAUGGUGUUCGUCAUUUAUUGUAAUUUUAUAGAAAUGGGAGACAGUGGGAUGAGCUGCUGCCCCUGAUCUCACAGGAACUUCCUGACUUUGAUCCAGACAAGGAAUUCUGAAAAUGUUUAUCCCCAUACAUAUCAGCCUUGAGGUCUUCCUAUGAGAGUGAGGAGCUGAUUUUGAGUAUGUUCUUUGGGAAUUAAGAAUUGGAGAUGGAGGCAGCACAUUCCUCUGAAACUGUAAUCUACCAGGUUAUACAGCAUCACAUCUGAGGUGACAUUACACUUAAUGUCAAAGGAAUGAGUUCAAAUAACCGUUCUUCAUCAGUGAGGAAUUCAGCACAAUUUACUCGUCACGUGUCUUCAAGUCACUCAAGUCGACCAAACCACCAAUCACGCUGGCUGGUGAAUCACGUUUCAUAUCCAAAGGACUUUGGGCCGUACGAACCAUGCUUCACUACUGGAGAUUGCCCACCGUUGCCCCUCACAGGAAAUAACAUACCCCAAAAGGACUCUGGGUAUUUGCCUCACCAAGUUUACCCGAAGCCAGGUCACGGGCCAGGAACCCAGCUCAGUGCCAGUACUCAAGGACACACAGUAUAUCCUGGUGAUCCUGUUGCGGGUGGUGGCAUACAGGAGAGACGCCAGGUGUCACCUCCUUUACGUAUCAACGUGUGCGGCCAGGAGAGCCCUCUGCGAGCAGCGUCCCUGCUGAGUCUUAGCCCCACAAACAUUGGGAACACCAACAUGGAUGGACUUCCUCACUCAGGAGGGAUCGGCUUGGAAUUCUCCCCACGCCGAAGUGCAGGAGAGCUGCGAUUGAGCCCAGUACAAAUUCAGCAUUCACCAAGCUUUUACCAGGCAUCCAGCCAAGAUGACGGGAGGAAGAGUGAAAGCCCUCCCCGCAAGCGGCGCCGAGUGUCCCAGGGAGGACAUCACCAGAUCCUGGAAUUAUCUGCUGCAGCCCCCACACCACCUCCACAUCCACGCAGUUUGUGGGACCACGCAGUGACCAAUCAUAGACGUUCACCUCGACACCAGCCUUCUACUUGCAACAGAGGGAGCCCUCCAAUUAGACGAGCGCGCUAUCAUGAGUGUGGCCCAGUGUGGAACCAAGAUGGCUACCCUGUGAACCAUUCGCACCACCCAGCAGCAUUCCUGCAGAGCUCACCAACAGGAGUGUCACACCAGCCAACCACAGUGGUGAUGGAAGUUAGCCAGGUGCCCGUGUCAAUCCCAGUGACACUUUCCCACCAUCACCAUCAUGCUCUGUCACUGUACUCAGGGCCACCUCCCCCACCUCAUUUGUCUGCAGUGUGUUCUGCUGGCACCAGCACUGCUUGUCAGCUGCAUGGACUCUAUGCUGGUCCACAGUUCACACCUACCUGCCAGGUUCCUCAGUUCGGGAACUGCGUGCCACACCACCACCACCAUCAUCAGUCUUAUCCACCAUUCCUGGCACAGUCGCAACCCAGUACAUUUGCUCCUCAGCAGAAUCCGCUGUCAGUACCGCCAACACGUGUUCAUACCGCACACUAUCCACAUCCGCAUCAACAUCUGCAACCUCAGAGACCUGAUGGGGUUGAUAUGGAGCUCCUUGGUGAGCAGCAGCACCAUCGUAGUAAUGCAGCUGCAUUCCAUCACCAUCACCACCCCACUGCUCACCCCUCAUUACACCCCAGUUCCCAUCCCUCUCUCCACCACCACCCUCACCCUCAUCCAUCAGCAGCUGCUUUGACUCAGGUAUCAUCACCACCCCCAAUCUUCCUCUCAGAAGCACGAGGUAGCCAGUUGGACCUUAUGUCAUCACGCAACAGACAUUCAAGCACACCAAGUAGGCACGUCAGCACUCGUCGAUGGCGAGGAAAUCCUCUACCACCUACCCCUGCUCCAUAUCCGGGGUUCCUGGUGCAUUUCUUGGCGAUGUUCUCAAAUCCACCACUCUCUCCAUACAAUCAGGCAGAACUGGGAAGCCCUGAUUCAACAGAGACAGAGAACUACGAAGCUCUUCUCAACCUCGCAGAAAGAUUGGGCGAGGCAAAGCCAAGAGGAUUGGCCAAAGUGGAGAUCGAACAGCUGCCAUCAUACAAGUUCAAUGCAAACUCUCACCAUGGAGAUCAGACAUCAUGUGUCGUGUGCAUGUGUGAUUUUGAAGCACGACAGGUCAUCAGAGUUCUUCCAUGUUCACAUGAGUUUCAUGCAAAAUGUGUUGAUAAAUGGCUUAAGUCCAACAGAACAUGUCCAAUUUGUCGUGGUGAUGCAUCUGAAUACCUCAGUCAUUUGGAAUAGAAAGAGAAUACUGCAGGGUGAUUGUGCCAUCGUCAUGAAGUUAACAUUGGCUUUUUGCGUGAAGACAAAUCUUUGUUACCUCCCAGUUAUUUUGUUUGUGUAAUGUUAAAACAGUAGCGCAUGUUCCUUGUAUCCCUAACAUGCUCGUAGGUCUGUUAUGUAAUAAACAAAAAUAUUACUUACCUCAAAUCGUUCUAAAUUGAAGGUCCAGUGUUAAAAUAGAGCAAUAACAUUUGGUUGCCUUUGAACUGCCAGAAAAGACGGUAAUGUGAUUGUAUUACCCUAUGUUCUUUGCUAGCUUGUUUUAUGUUAUAUAACAAUCUGUUUUUUGUUUGUAUAUUUUUACAUUUAUUAUGUAAGUUGCAACACUUUAUGUUAUACUUGUAUUUUGGUUCACAUAUCUUGUGUGUUAUCAUGUAACAGUUGGAGAUUGCUUGUUGUGGGCUUGAUAUAUGGCCCAUCCCGGUUAAGUUUGGUUGUAAAACAACAGUUUUAUUUUAUUUUGGUAAAAACUAGGUUACAUGUGGAAUCAUGCUAUGAGGAUUGUUCGAAUGAAACCAGUUCAUGGUGUCGCUAGCGAAUACAGCAGAUUGCAUGUGUGUCAUGCACACAACCACACAUUCACUAGCACUUCCACAAACAGGUUUCAUUUGAACAGCCCUCAUAAAAAGUAGUAAAAUUGAUAUGAGAUGAGCCCAGGUUUUUGGGAUGCCUUGUGUUGAAGUAUGGAAGACAGAGCAGUUGCAGCAGCAAUGUUAUGAAAAUUAUUUACCAGAUUGAGUAGACAAGAAUUACAUGAACUGCAGCUUCAAAUUAUACAGAAUCUUCUAACCAUGCAUACUGUGUCAUAUCUUCUUUAAUUUUGUGCUUCCGUAGAUGUAAUGAACUUCGACAUCUCACAGUCUAAGCUUUGUGAAUAAUUAUUUUGAAAGAUAAAUAUCAUUAAAAGACGUAUUUUAUUCGGAGUUAGUUUAAUGUAGUAUUUAGAAAAUAACUUAGUAUUGAAUGAAAAACUGUGAAGGUCACUGUUAAUACCUCUUGAUUGCUAUGUUUGCUGUCAUCUGUUGCAAGAUGUUUAAGAAUUUGUUUGCAUCUUUUUGUGUUCAUGCUAGAGGGAGGGAAUGUUGCCUGAAAUCUGAGAUGUUUACUAAAAUUCCAUCCCUGUUUUGUUUAUAAAUUCUGUUAGUCUGUUUUAUGAAGUUAAAUAGUAAAGCCCCCUUUUUAGAUGGGUUACAUGUCUUUCAAGACACGUUUUACCCCACCUGUUUUCCCUCUAGUAUUUUUUGUGUCAAGGGUGGCCAAGCAAUGCUUUUAUGUCAUGUCUCACUAGAUCAUCUCCAGCAGUUAUUUCCAGGGAGAAAUGUGGAUAAAUAUACAAACAUGCUAGAAGUAUUAAGACUGUUAACAUAGAUUUUCAUAAAAUUAAACACUCAACGCAUUUUAUACAUUUCUUACUUAAAUUAUUUAUUCAUGGGGCUGGAUUUGGUUUGUGCAACUGUACAGAAGUUCAGUUCAGUUAGAAAUAAUGAUCAAAGAAUAGUGCUUUGUAAAAUUGACAGCAGUUAUGUGUCCAAGACCCAGAUUGGAGAGUACUUGUCUUGUGAUAUGUGAUGCUGCACAGCCUGUUAGAAAUUUAGCAGUGUAUUGGAGGAACAUACUGGUUUCAUCCUCAGGAUUGAAAGUAAGGAGGAGACAGUCGAUUUCUCCAUAAUGUCAGUAAACUUCUACCAGACUGGACGGCAUCACAUUCGAGAAGAUAAUACUCUUCAUAGUCCCAUCAUGAGAACUUCAUGUAUCAGAAGAACUAAGUUUUAAAUACGCUGUUAAUAUUAUGAGAUGAAAGUGUGUAUGUCACCAUAAACACUGGCCACACCAGUACACGUUAUGCUUUAAAGGAUAAAGCUUCUGAAAAGAAGCAUUGUUCUCUCUCUCUCUCUCUCUUUCUUUUGUAUAUAUGGAUAUGUAUCUGUAACAGCAUAGUACAAAAACAAUAAGACAGGCAGUUGCAAUAACGUUUUGUUCCAUUGUGACAACUGUAACUUAUGUAUUCUGUGCUAAAAUCUUGGAUGAUUAGCCAUGUCAGUGAUGAGUUAUUAAGUAAUGAUUCCGAGAUCUCCUCUGUCUCCAUCUUCAGGAUCGAUGUGGUAACUACCCGAGGACUCAGACUUGGCAAACCAUAGAAUUACAGUGCCAGAUUAUUAAGGUGCUUCAGCGCACAUAGAUCAAGGAAAUCCCAAGAAGACAAACAUAGGGAAGAGCAUGCUAAGAAGAUAGAAUAAUUGACAGCAGGGACACCAGCUUAAGUGACAUAAGUGAUAGGUUUAAGAGUCAGUUGGGUGACCACGCAAUUUGACUUUGCUUUCCUGCUGCAUAGUAUGCCAAUCAAUUGAUUGGCCAGACAUCAAUUCAAGAGACUGGUACAUAUACCAGCGACGUAUGGUUGUUUACCGUAUCCACGCUGAUGCUGGUAAUGGAGGAGGUCUCUGAUGAAACAUUAGUUUUUGAUUCAACGUUGAUACAGCUGAUAACCCAGAAAGAUUUUUGUGCAUUUAUUCCCGAUGAAAGCUUAAAAUCUUUUGCAUUCUGACAUUUUACUAUUCAUUCAGAGUUGACGUUAUUUCAUGUCUUACGAUCAGACCUUUUUAGGCAUGUAAAAUAUUUUUUGCUUAUUUUUGUAAGAACCUAAAGCAAUACAUAUGUGUUUAUUAGGUACUAAGAAAUUGUUUCUGUAAUACCUCUUUGUAAAUUUGUGUGGGUGUGUGUAGUGUGACUGUAUCAACACAAAGUGCACGUAUAGAUGCCAAGAAUCUCGUUAUCUGAUGGUGACUUCCAGUUUGAUGUUGUCCAGUUGUCUUUAAUCCUCUAACCCUCUUCCUGCCUACUACUUCACAUAAUUGAUUACUUAUAAUGUAAGAGCAUGCUGAAAUGUACUAUUGAAAUCAAGCUCAAGCAAUAUUUGGUUUAAAUUAUCCAAUAUUAAAUGAAUCAUUUUAGUUUGUGUAUAACUCAUGUGUAAAAAUGAUAUCAAAGCCAGUGAACAUAAUUUUGAAUGUUCCUUAAGUUAUGUAUAUAUACUUCACAUAUGGCUUGCUUCAGAAUUGUUUGUAACAGUUUUAUUCUGUAGGGUGUCUCAUAAGUCUAGAACCAUAUGCAGUACUGGAGUUUUGACACAGCUCUUAACAAAAUUGGCUUAAUAUGUUCUCCAUUCAUAGCUAGAUAAACGUUUUUGUCACUAGGAGAACAGUGUGAGUUAUUUGUGGAGUUGACCUCACUCUUGCAGGGACAGUCUCUUAAAAAUACUUGGACCAUUCUCUGAGUUCAUGGUUAUUGCCUUCAAGGCUUGUGGGAUGCUCUGUAUUUUGUCAAGAUGAUCUCACUUUCUUUCAUGUGAAUAGAAGUGAGGUUUGAAUAGGCAGUGGUAUCAGAUCAGUUCACACAUUAUCAGUGAUCCAUUUCACUUGAGUUUUUACACACACAGCGCGAAAUUUGAAGAUUAUAUGGUCUUUCUGAGAUGUUACGCAGUGUAGUUUUGUAGAUAUAUACCAUUUUGAACAAACCUCUUGCGUCCAACUUUAAUGUACUCUUGUACCCUUUUAAUCAUACAUACAGUAUAUUCUUGAUUUCUGCUACAGGUCUUUAUUCAUACAUCCUACUGUCCUCCUAAUCAUUCAUCUGCUUGAAUGUUCCUAAACUUCUUGUCUAAGGUGAUGUCCCUCCAAUUGUUAUUAUCAUCCUUAAAGUGUAAAAUUACAUUUAAAAUCAGUUUACAGUAUUGGCAUACAGGAAUAUUAAAUAUUUUAUGAAACCAAAUAUUAACGUAAUGAAAGUUUGUGACUUUUUCUUGUCCGUCCAUGGGCCAGUGGAAAGAUUCUCAGAGGCCUGUAGCCCAUGGGCCAUUAGCUGAAUAACUCUGAAAUAUAGAUGUACUGGAAUCAAGCAAAGAUACUGGGCUUAUAUGUAUAGUAUAAUGCUCUUGUAAUCUCUGACUUCUUUGGCAGCUUUCAUUGCAUUAUUUAUUAUUCUUUAUCGGUCUUCCAAAUUGAUAAUCUGUCAAGAUGUGAGAUGUGAUUGUGUCAGAUCUGCAUAUAUUAACAAAAGCAAAACUACAUGGAAAGUUUAGCAGAUGUAAUGUAGAAAUUAUCUUGAUUCAAAAUUAUUUUUCAGAAUGUAAUAUUUUGUGGGUUUUAUGAUGAAAUCAGAAGCGUGGAAUAUGAAUACAUCUGUGCAGAAAUUAAAAAGAAAACUAGAGAGAAUUUAAAGGAAUAAAUUCAAAGAUUAUUCCAGUCAGUGGCCAUGGUCUUGUCACAGAUUAGCAGUCUAGUGGGUUUAUUGGGCCUUGCAUAUAUGUAUAUCUGCAUAGCAUCAGACAGUGAGCUAGUGUGUUUGGAUAGGCAGUAAUACUUAUGUCGAUUGUGUAUAUACAUUCCAGACACAGCACUCCUACCAAUCUGCUCUGUACACAGUAUCACUGCAGUAUCUACCAUCAUGAUUGCGAAUAAUGAAAUGAAGAAAAGAAUUUAUUUAAAAUAUUUUUCAUAUUGUGGUAACACUGUUUAAUGUACAAUUGUGUUUUCCUGUAGUACUGUUUUCUUGUUACUCAAUGUUUUAGAAAAUGUUGAAGUUCUGAGAUGGUAGGUUGUUACCGAUUUAUGUCAGGAACUGCAUAGCUUUCAGUUAGUGAACCUGUCAUAUCUGUGACAUGAUGACUGCUAAGUCAUUGCAAUUAUAGUAAAGUAAAUCACAAUAAAAGCAUGAUAUCAGUUAUUGCAGAAUUCCAUUAUAAAUUUAAUUUAUGAUCUGAAUAAGCAUAAAAAUUUGGGAUGUCAUACGAUAAAAUCUGGUAGAGUUACAAACAUUUCAGAGGAACCUUCUGCCUUUGUGUUCUUCCCUGAAGAUAGAGGCAGUAGAUUCAUCCAAAACAUUGUAACCCUCUGCUAGGUUGCAUGACAUCACAUCCCAGAGAACAAUAAUUUUCAUAGUGAGCCAUGGGAACCUUGAAUUUGUGUAUGUUAGCGCACAAACUUAAUUUUGUUACUCCAGUUUUGGUGGAGUUACUAUUCAAUACUUCAUUAAGAAUGGAGUGGGUAUGAUUACAGACAUCUGAGAGUGAGGAAAAAUUGUCCAUGUAUUGCUUGAGGAUGAUUGCAGUUAUUAGGGUCAUAGAGCAUAGUUCAUAGAACCACACACAUGUUAAAGUUGCCAAAUGCAAUUGGUCUGAAAAGCUGAAGUAUGUGACAAACUGCGAAACCAUCAACCAGUCAUUCAUUUGUUCAGCAUCUUGAAUAUUAAGGUUACAGUCUUCUGGGAUAUGACAUUAUGUAAUUUGGUAGACAGGUUCCAAAGUUUUGGAGAACAUAACAGUGUCCAUCUUCAGGGCCAGUGUUGAAGAUGUGUCUACCAAACUACACAGGGUCACAUUCCAAAAGACUGUAACCUUCAUACCACCAUAGGAACCUUGCAUCUCUUAUAAUACCAUGUACAUAGUCCGUUGAUGUGUAUUUACCAAAUUCACAAAACUGGCCAACAUGUUUAACCACAGUACUGCCAGCCUUAGGGCCCAAGGCAGAUAAUGACCUUAAAUUUAAUUUGUAAUUUUGUCUAAUGAUAAUUUAUGUUUGUCAUUUGGUAUUUGUGGCCUAAAGAUGGCAUUAAUAUGCUGAAACAUAUUGCCCAAUC
Cryptotermes secundus is the source of this 8027-nucleotide messenger RNA. Its product is annotated as E3 ubiquitin-protein ligase RNF38. Lineage: Eukaryota; Metazoa; Arthropoda; Insecta; Blattodea; Kalotermitidae. The record is from RefSeq and is a predicted model, not a curated record. Bases 363 to 2351 code for a protein of 662 amino acids. The transcript is spliced from 15 exons.